This is a messenger RNA of Adineta ricciae, 3801 nucleotides long. NCBI's taxonomy places the organism in Eukaryota, Metazoa, Rotifera, Eurotatoria, Adinetida, Adinetidae. The record is from the annotation of a GenBank genome assembly.
AUGCUCAUCGGCAAAGAAACAGUACGUUCCAACAAGUCACGACGAUACUUCUUGUUACUUAUCUCACCUAUAACAUGGUUUCGAUGUUUUUCACUAAUCUUCGGUCGUACACGUGCACGAACACCCAGAAUUGCGUUUGCGCAGUACUUUAUUCUAUCAUGUGUUAUUAUUCUUAUGAUUGGCUCGUGCUAUCUCUUCUAUUCUGUGACAAGUGAUUCUGGUGAAUACAGUCUCUAUCUGUCGGAUGUCGCCGCAAAUAAAACCUCAAUGUACGAAGGAAGAAAACGCUUCGAUAAUCUUAUCUGGCGAAGUGUACUGAAAACAUUUUUCCUGGGCACUAUAUUCGGAUUGAUUCAGGCAUGCAAUUUCUACUUGGCAGCUCAAUGGCGUCAGCGACUAUGUGAUCGAUUCCAUGAAUUACUAUUCGAAUCAUCAAAUGGAUGUAUUCUUUAUGAAACAUCACAAAAGAAUGAGGACAUGCCGAGAAUUCUUACAAGUGACAUUAAACAAUUUACUACUAAUUUCUGCACAGUUCUCUUCGGAUCGAUAUUUUUUGCCGGUCUCAUUUCGGUGCUAAUUGCUAUCACUCUUGCUUCCGUGUUUUUGGUUCUUGCUGCAAAUGGAGAUGCCACCGGUAUUCUUAUUUGUUACAGCGCGUUUGUCAUCUGUCUUUUAUUGAUCUUGCCCAGCACACAACUGUACAAUUGGAAUUUAUUAGAACAAUCGAAACUAAAAGGUAUCUUACGUGGAUAUGUGCAACGUAUUAAAACAAAUGCUGAAUGUAUUGUACUCUAUGGCAGCCAGCGAGUGGAAUUACAAUAUAUCAAGCGAUUAAUAGGAAAGAUUCUCAAUUCGAUGUUGAUCGGUUCGAUCAGUUUUGCACUAGUAAAUUUUCCCAUUCAAUUACUCACCGCCUUGAAUGGAAUGUGUACGUACGUUAUGCCAGCCAUUGUAUUCUUCUUCGUUCGAAAAACCCAGACUACGGAGCUAGCACAGGCGUACUUAACUGCCAUUCCACUGUAUUCGUUCUUGAUCACUGUACUUGGUCAGUUGUUGUUAAUUAUCGAGCCUGCUCUAAUAACAGUGACGGUGGGUGAUCAGCUUUGGACAGUAUUGAACCGCUUGGAAACCCUAGAAAAAGAAUAUAAGAAACGUAUGGAAUAUGAACGAAAUUAUUCUAUCAGACACGACGAUACAAAUAGAUUCACCUUAGAACAUUUUAAUAUCUCUAUACCCGGUAAUGCAACUGAUGGUUCUUUAUUGCAAAGUGAUAUAAAUUUAGACACAAUUCGCGGUCAAUGUGUGCUUAUUUCCGGACCGAGUGGAUGUGGGAAGACGUCAUUAUUUCGUAUCUGUGCUGGUCUUCGACCUAUCAAUGCUAAACAAAUUAUAUUACCUGAACGCCGUCAUCUUCUCUUCGUUCCUCAAAAACCCUAUUUACCUCUUGGUAACCUACGCUUUCAAGCACUGUUCCUUCUAGAACAUCGGUGCGACGUCAAAGACGAUGAUAUCUAUCAAUUAUUUAAGACAGUGAAUCUCCAGUACUUAUGUGAAAGAUAUACAUUCGAUACAGUCGUUGAUUGGUCGACAGUAUUGUCUGUAGGUGAACAGCAACGUUUAGCAUUUCUUCGUUUAUUCGCAUGUUUCACCUUGUCAUCGAAUUAUGAUCAAUUAAUUCAUGAAACACUCGUUCUUUUUGAUGAAUCAACUAGUGCUGUUGAUGCCAAAACAGAACACGAAAUCUAUGCAAAUCUAGUUCGAUUACAAGCGUGGUUCGUCACCAUAUCUCACCGUGCAUCGCUUAUUGAUCUACAUACAAAAUCGUUACAUUUAUAUUUGAACAGAACUUCCGAGCAACAAGAACAGAUCUCAAAUAUACAAUUGCCAAAGAACACUGAUGAUUUCAACGCAAAUGAAUUGUACGAAGCGAAACAAAGUCAAGCUGCCAGUAGAUCAAAUACAAAUACAACAGAAAGGUUGAACUGGCGAUUUGUAGUAAAAAUCUUCCAAUUCAUUCAUUUACCGUUUUCUAAAGAUGAUCAAUAUUUAAAAUUACAAACAAUCAUCGCUUGGAUUGUCACGCUUCUUCUUCUUGGCAUUAGUACAUGGUGCACAUAUCGGUUCACCAAGCAAACAGCAUCAUUAUACAAUGUCCUAUCUGAUUAUAGUAGCAGUUUAAUUUCAUUGGACUCUGCCAAGCAAAGGAUAACAUCAGACAUUGUUGGUUAUGCUAUGCUGAUGAUCGCUACACCAACUCUGUUUUCUUUAACUGUGGGUGGCGGUCAAACAAUCGCAAGUCUAUACAGUCGAAGGCAAAUGAUUUAUCUCGUUGAUUUCUUGUUGGAUGGAAACGAGAAUAAUCUUUUGUAUCAUAGUCGACAUUUGACACAAAUACCCGAUUUUAUUUCACAUGAUAUUUCCGAAUUGAACAGUCAACUUUUCUACUUUAUUUUCGGUCAUAUUUAUUAUACGGGAGUUAUCGGUCAGAUCAUUCUAGCUAUUAUCUUAUCGAUCCUACUCGGUGAACAGGAUGGUGGACCUCUCGGUGUACUUGUUGUUUUCUUAUUCGUCGUUGGCUUUUUCAUAUUCACAAAUAUUCUCUCACUAGUUUUCAAUAGAUGGGUUCGCUUAGACGAAAUAAAAUUCUCGGAAUUCGUCGCUGGCCAUAAACGUAUUGAUCUACAAGCGGAACAAAUUGCUCUCACAGGUGAAAGUGCGUGUCGCAUCGAACACAAAGAGAUACGUGAAAGAUUAAACUCAUCCAUUCAUUAUCAAAUGCAUUCUGGUUUUCUCUAUUCGAUCAUUGUUGGUAUAGUUAGAUUGUCUGUGGUCAAUACUUACUUGAUUAAUUAUGGUAUACCAGCAGCUAUUUUCUUCUAUUCUUGGUACAAGGAAGGUCUAGCAGAUCCGACGAAAGCAAGUCGAUUUGUAACGUUGAGCGUUUAUAUGUAUCAACUGUAUUCGUCUUGGAAUUAUAUCAACUAUUUUGCUGAUCCUCUGAUACGUAUACAAUCAAUUGGAAUUCGUAUUGUUAAUUAUUUAGAACAUCUUCGAAAAACGAAAGAACAUCAGUAUCAUCUUGCCAUCAACGGACAGAAACGUGAAUAUAGGAGACGAAAAUCCGAUGAAGCUUCUAUCACUCUGAAUCAUGUUAAUGUUUAUGUUCCUGAGUCCUCUCAACUUCUCAUAUCCGAUAUCAAUCUGAUAUUGGCACCCACAGAUAAUCUCAUCAUUACCGGUCCAUCAGGCUGUGGUAAAUCUACUUUAUUACGUCUUUUAGCGAACCUUAUUCGUCCGAAUGAAAGCCAAGCAACCAACUCCAAUGUCCGUAUCUGCCCGCGACAAAAUACAAUCUUCCUCUGUCAGCAGCUGCAUUUAAUCCAGGGUACUCUUAGAGAACAACUCUCCUAUCUUCGACAAGCACAUGGCUUAGGACCCAUCACAGAUGAUCUUCGUGUUCGUCAAUUACUGAAUGAAUUCCGCCUAAGCCAUCUAGUCGAACAAUAUUCUAUGGAUGGGCAACCGCAAAGUUGGUUCCGCCUGCUCUCAAUAGGUGAACAGCAACGUUUGAUGAUGGUAACUGCAUUAAUUGUUGGAACAGAUAUGAUUGAUCUACUGGUCUUGGAUGAAAUAACUUCCGGAUGUGAUCAACACACAGAACAAAUCAUCUAUGAAUAUCUUCAACGAUCUAACAUACAAUUUCUGUCUGUAUCACACCGGAAAGAGAUUGAAGAAUAUCACACGUGUAAAAUGACAAUCGAUGCAAAUCGACAUUCCUAUGUGAUCUGUCGAAAUAAAUAA